This is a messenger RNA of Dendroctonus ponderosae (mountain pine beetle), 2307 nucleotides long. RefSeq names its product serine/threonine-protein kinase polo (gene polo). Lineage: Eukaryota; Metazoa; Arthropoda; Insecta; Coleoptera; Curculionidae. Gene Ontology annotation, biological process: protein phosphorylation; mitotic cell cycle; regulation of cytokinesis. Gene Ontology annotation, cellular component: nucleus; cytoplasm; spindle pole. Gene Ontology annotation, molecular function: protein serine/threonine kinase activity; protein binding; ATP binding. The record is from RefSeq and is a predicted model, not a curated record. The transcript is spliced from 8 exons. The coding region runs from base 355 to 2046 and encodes 563 amino acids.
CGAAAUCAAUUACAAUAGGCUUUUAAUGAAGAAUUUUGCUGAUAAUGACCUAGUUUGGUUGCUUUUCCUUUUCACCGUGCGACAUUCCACUACAAGCACUCAUCAGAAAUUGCAUUGGACACCAUCGAGGACCACGCCCUCAUUUUAUACGUCGCUGGUGCUUCAAACGUUGUUGACAAGCAGAUCCCUGUAAUCUGUCAACGGUCUUUCCAAACCCACCAAUCAGCAACGGCCGUUUGAUUUUAGACGUUUACAGUCAACCAGUGUCGGUUUCAGUGUGGUUGUAAGCGCAAAUUUAGUGAGAUUUCAGCGAAGCCCUGGUUUCCAAGUAGAAAAACGCGCAACGGCCCCAACAUGUCCAGCGAUACCGACCACAUCCCGUCUGUCAUGUACGACAACACCAAAGCAAUCAGCUACAAGAAAGGCCGCUACUUUGGCAAGGGCGGUUUUGCCAAGUGUUACGAAAUAAUCCGAGACAACGACAAACAGUCGUUCGCAGGCAAAAUCAUAUCCAAGAACCUAAUCGUUAAGCAAAACCAGAAGGAGAAAAUGACGCAGGAAAUCCAGAUCCACUCCAGAUUGAACCAUCAGCAUAUCGUGGAGUUUUUCGGCUUCUUCGAGGACCACGACAACAUUUACAUCGUGCUGGAGUUGUGCAAGCGCCGCUCCAUGAUGGAGCUGUACAAAAGACGGCAAGUGAUUACCGAGCCGGAGACGCGCUACUACAUGAACCAGAUUGUUAGCGGCGUCCACUACUUGCACAGUCACCGCAUUAUCCAUCGGGACCUCAAGCUGGGCAAUUUGUUCCUGAACGACAACGUGCAGGUGAAGAUCGGCGACUUUGGCCUGGCCGCCAAGAUCGAGUUUGAUGGCGAGCGCAAGCGAACACUGUGUGGCACUCCCAACUACAUCGCCCCGGAAAUCCUCAGCAAACAGGGCCACUCUUUUGAGGUGGAUAUUUGGUCGCUGGGCUGCAUCAUGUACACCCUCAUGGUGGGACGGCCGCCCUUUGAAACCUCCAGCCUAAAGGAGACCUACGCCAAAAUCAAGAAAUGCGACUAUAAGUUUACCAUUGCGCUAUCGCCCACUGCCAAGCACAUGAUCAUGAUCAUGCUGCAGUCGGACCCGUCUCAGCGUCCGAAAAUCAGCAAGUUGAGCCACCACGAUUUUUUCAAGGGCUACUGUCCGGCCUCGCUGCCCGUCAGCUGUCUCACCAUGGCGCCCCGUUUCGACAAGCUGGAGGUCCCAUCUCCUGGCCAGUACGGCAAAGGAACGGCGUUGAAAGACAUCCAAGGACAACAGGCGACAGCCCACAAAGACAACUCUAUUGCGGUGGGAUUGGCUGGGGUUCCUCAACAUCACAACAGCUUCAGCGACGUGGACAAUCUAAGGGUUAUUCGCAGCCUCAUUGCUAAGUUGAUCAAAAGUUCCCCCCGUAUGCUGCAGUCAAUGACGGAUGAGAUGACGGAUCCAGCGGUGCAGCCCACAGUAUGGGUGUCAAAAUGGGUGGACUACUCGGAUAAGUACGGGUUUGGAUACCAGCUGUCCGAUGACACUGUGGGCGUGAUGUUUAAUGACACCACCCGCCUGAUGAUCCUGUCCAAUGGCAAGAACGUGCAGUAUGUGGACCAGGACGGAUGCGAGGAAUACAUGACGGUGGACGCGUAUCCGAAGACGCUGGAAAAGAAGGUGAAGCUGCUGUCCUACUUCAACCGCUACAUGAGGGAGCAUUUGGUGAAAACUGGAGCGCAAGUGUGUAAAGAGUACGACUCCCUAUCCAGGCAACCGCAUUUGCAUCAGUGGUGCCGCUCAACGUCCGGCGUGCUCAUGCAGCUCAACAACGGCACUAUACAGGUCAACUUUAGAGACCAUACUAAAGUAAUUAUAUGUCCACUAAUGGAGGCGGUGACAUAUGUGGGCGAAGACCGAUCGUUCCUCACCUUCCGAUUUGCCAUGCUCACGAAGCUCGGCUGUCUGAGUAUUCUUUACGAAAAAAUCCGGUACACCUACGACAAGAUCGGGGUGCUUUUAGAAAAGAAAGACUAAUGGCAAUUUUUUAUGAUAUUUUGGCCAUUUUAGAAUGUAUGCGUGGCAACGGUAUCUCUGUUUAAUGUAUUAAAAACGAGUUCUCGUUCAUUGUAUGUGAGACUCUGCGAGUUAUUGUGUUCAAGACAUUUUUAGUUUAUAUUAUUGUUAAUAUUUUACUACUAUUUGUCAUUUGAGCGUCUUUGGGCCAGAUGGGCCCAUUACUAUCUUGUACAUUUUUUUUACUUAAUACAAUUUUACUGCAAAUUGAUGCCAAGGAAA